AUGAAGUACCAGCGCUUCGCUUGCAUCGGCGCCGUUCUCUUCGGCGCCGCCGCUACUGUCUCCGCCAACCCUCUGGUUGGGCGCCAUGAGAACGGCCAGUGCCCCAAGGGUUACACCAUGAGCACCUAUACUAGCUAUAGCACGGUGUACCUCACUCCUACGCCUCCCGCGGCUCCAGAGACCACGAGCACGUCCUCGCCUAUCGCGACUGUGCAGACUCAGGCCCCGGCUCCGGUUGACUCCUCUACGUCUGUGGGCGGCGAUGUUGCUGCUGCUUCGACCUCCUCUUCUACUCCCGCACCGGCGACUGUCGCUACUCCAGCGCCGACGACCGAGACUCCAGCCACCACGACUACGCAGCCUGCUGUUGCGGUCGUCGCGGAAUUGUCCACGCAAAAUGCCGCCGCCGCCGUGGAGACCGCUGCUCCCACUACCAGCCAGGAGGCUACCUCUUCUGCUUCCACUGCUCAAGCUGCUACCACCUCUACUUCUACUUCUUCCACCGCGGGUGGCUCUUCCGGCAAAGCUACCUUCUACGGCGGCAAUAUCGCUGGUGGAUCUUGCUCUUACUCCGGCUACACCCUGCCCAGCAACCUGUUCGGCACUGCCUUCUCCGGUGCCGUGUGGGAUGAUGCCGCCAAGUGCGGCGCUUGUGUCGCUGUCACCGGUCCCGCCGGCAACACCAUCAAGGCAAUGGUCGUCGACGAAUGCCCCGAGUGUUCGGCCGGCCACUUCGACCUCUUCCAGAACGCCUUCGCCGAGCUGUCCGACAUCUCCGCUGGCGAGAUCGACAUCACUUGGGAGUACACCGCGUGCGACCUCGACGGGCCCCUCCAGCUGAGAAACAAGGACGGCACCUCCCAGUACUGGUUCUCCAUGCAGGUGGUCAACGCCAACGAGCCCGUCACCAAGCUGGAGGUUAGCACCGACGGCGGCAGCUCCUGGCAGAGCACCUCGCGCACCUCGUACAACUACUUCGAGCAGUCGUCGGGCUUUGGUACCGACACCGUGGAUGUCCGUGUCACGGGCGAGUCUGGGAACACUGUUGUAGUGAAGAGCGUUGGUUGCGCUUCUGGCUCAGAGAUUACGGCUUCUUCUAACCUGUGA
This is a messenger RNA of Penicillium canariense, 1107 nucleotides long. Its product is annotated as putative extracellular cellulase CelA/allergen Asp F7-like. The record is from RefSeq and is a predicted model, not a curated record. Lineage: Eukaryota; Fungi; Ascomycota; Eurotiomycetes; Eurotiales; Aspergillaceae. The coding region runs from base 1 to 1107 and encodes 368 amino acids. The transcript is spliced from 2 exons.